Molecule: messenger RNA, 510 nt
Organism: Capsicum annuum
Lineage: Eukaryota; Viridiplantae; Streptophyta; Magnoliopsida; Solanales; Solanaceae
Product: glutaredoxin-C8-like
Exons: 3
Coding region: 1-510 (169 amino acids)
Source: RefSeq, a predicted model, not a curated record
AUGGAUCCAAAUAGCAGUUGUGAUAGUACUGGUACUACGUUGACAAAAGUUGACGUUAGCCUUUCACUUAUUCUCUGUUACACCCACAGCAGGCGGACAAAUAGUGAUGAAUCAAGGACGCCUCCAGGGCAUCCAAGUAAUCGUAGAAAAGGAAAGGCGAUAACAGGUUUCGACAAGCUAAUAGCUGAAAAUGUGAUACUCAUUGUAUCGACGAGCGAGUGUUGCAUGUGUGCCUCAGUGAAGAGCUUAUUGGUGUCGUUGGGGGUUAACCCCGUGAUUUUUAAGGUGGAUGAAGAGGAUAAAACCUCUGUGUUGAUAAAACUAAUAAAGAUGAAUGAAGUUGCCAGCAGUGAUACUAGAGAACCAUGGGAGUUGCCAACAGUGUAUAUAAAAGGAAAGGACUUAGAAGGUGUUGAUAAAGUAAUGGAGAGUCAUUUAAAGUAUCCAGUUAGUUAUGUUGUGAUAUUAAAUGUGAAAGUUAUGAAUAAAAUAAAACUCUUGAAACAGUAA